Molecule: messenger RNA, 1194 nt
Organism: Exaiptasia diaphana
Lineage: Eukaryota; Metazoa; Cnidaria; Anthozoa; Actiniaria; Aiptasiidae
Product: DNA replication complex GINS protein PSF2
Exons: 6
Coding region: 100-648 (182 amino acids)
Biological process (GO): DNA replication; double-strand break repair via break-induced replication
Cellular component (GO): GINS complex; nucleus
Source: RefSeq, a predicted model, not a curated record
AACAAAAUGGCGUCAAGUUGACAAAUUUUUCCUCUCUAAACUUCAAGCAAUUUCGUGCCAUCGACGUGAAGUUGCAUCGAUUGAAUCCAUUUUGUAGAGAUGGAUCCUGGUGAAAUAGAGUUUCUUGCCGAGAAGGAGCAUGUCACAAUCUUACCCAACUUCACAGAGAAAAAGAUCUUUCUUAUAGGGGGUGACAUAGGGCCCUUCAAUGCCUCAUUACCSGUUGAUGUACCACUAUGGAUUGCAAUCAACCUUAAACAAAGAAAGAAGUGUAGAAUCCAAGCACCAGAUUGGAUGGAAAUAGAUAAACUAAAAGAGCUUAAGGAGGAAGAAACCAAAGAAGAAUAUUUCAUUCGCAUGCCAUCCAACUUCUACAUGGAAAUAGCAACCUUGUUACUWAACUGUGCAACUGAUGACAUUCCACAUGCUGAUGAAGUAAGAACGCUGAUAAAAGAUAUCUGGGAUAUCAGAAUUGCCAAACUAAGAAAGUCCAUUGAUUUGAUGAUCAGCCAACAAGCUGUGCAUGCCAGACUUGAUGAUUUAACACUAAUGGAGAUUAAUACAGUUCGCCUACUUCUUACCAAGUCUCUUGACCAUCUCCACACUCUCCGAUGCCAUGCAGCAGAGAACCCACCAACAGAGUCAUGACAGAUGACUACAGUAAAUGCAUCAAGGAAAGAUGUACUAACAGUAUACCAGCCAAAAUACAAGAGAAAAUUGGUGAAUAUCUCGACCACAGAAGACCCUUCUACAGAACUAUCUCUUUUUAUAAACAUAUUCUGUUUCAAAACUGUUCUGUCUUCAUGAGUUGUCAAAAGUACAUAAACAUAAUGUAUGGUUUUGUCCUUGUAUUGCAGAAUAUAAUAAUUUAAUUGACUUAUACUAUAUUGUAGCAUUGUGGAAUUGAUAAGAAAAAAAAACUACUGUAAAAAAGAGAUGUGAAAGUGGUUGCAUCUACUGACAGCAGAUUUCAUAUAACUGUGUGAUGUGCAAUGAUAYAGUUWUAGUWCAGGGCAUUGAUGACACCAUAUAAAUUAGAAUUUAGUUGAGAAAAGAUCACAGCCAAAACACACACCCAUAUGAAAACUGCYGUACUUUAAAUUAUAAAAUUUUCGAUAUAUAAAGCGCGCUUUGAUUGGCUGAUGACCGUGUUUAUAUCAGAGGACAGAGACACAGCUUACCGGCAAAAUUUGC